CCGUUGCCGCCUUCUGUUCAUUUCCACAAAUUCGCUUGUUUCUGUUCCAGAUUGCCUUGGAUUCCCUUUCUGCCGUCCUCUUCACUACACUUCCGGCGACCAUAUCUAGCAAGUUCCACCCAUCGCGAAUCGAGUUGGCGUAUCCGUACUUCCCUUCCUACCUAUGCGCCACACUUCGCCCACGAUGGAUUCAGCCCAGUCUUGCGACAAGGCUACCACCACCGCCUCCGAGCCCGCAACCAAACCUCUAGACUUCCUCGACCUUCCUCCCGAAACCCAAAAGGACAUCUUCAGCCAUUGCUGCCAAAGCGACCUGAUUUGCCUCUCCCUCGUCUCCAGACACUUUCGCGAACUCGCUGCCGCCCAGCUAUACCGCAACUUCCACAUCGUUUUCCCCGAUGAAGAUGACCCAUCCUUCGAUUCACCCAUCGACAGCCUGGCUGGUGGCCUCGACACCUUCGUAUCGAGCGAAUAUGACUAUGCCCAGCAUCUUCGGGAUAUCUCCCUCGACACCCUCAGUGCUGGCGACAAGGCCGAAGCUGCAUAUAAACCAUACUUGUACAGUGCCAGCUGCGGCAAGUUCAUGAACACGUUGUUGUUUCUGGCCCUCAAGAAUGCCAAGUCGCUCGAGACCUUCAGGUGGAACAUUCGGGUCGAGCUAAGCCGGCCUGUGUACAAGACGUUACACCACAUUGUGACGCUUAAGAAUCUCCAUAUUCGAAUGCAGGCGGGACCGUCCCUCUUCGAGACUCCUCCUCCACUACCGUAUUCGACGAAUCUGCCGCCGCCUACGUCGACUCAAGGUCAUUGGGACCCGUUGCCGGCCUUCUCCUCGAUUCCGCCCCCGCCUCCUCCCUUCGCAAGCAUGUCGUUGAACGUCCCGCCGCCGUACAACCCCUCUUCUCUCGGCUCUCACCCCCCAUUACCGCCGGCGUUGAAGCCGACACCCAGAAGUAGGCGCAGGAUGUCCGCCAAUGAACCCGCAACGCUGGGUGGAUUCCGGAAGCUGAAUUCUUUGGUUGUUCUCGAUAUCGAUACGCUGGAUACUAUUACGGAGAUCAAGUCAUGCGUGCGCAAUUCGGCGCCGACUUUAACGAAACUGAAACUGUCCUUCUCGACGUAUCUCGCUUUGCAAUCCCGGAAGCCGCCUCCAGACACCGAUCCCGACGAUUCCGACCAGGACGAUGAGUUCCAAGUCGUUCCUCUGCCAUCAGCGCCCGGUUGGGAUGAAGCGAGUGGGCCAGCAAGAGCAUUUCGCGCGCAAGAAGAGAGGAAGAGCCAGGAGUCGGUUUUGGGCAGGAUCUUGGACGUGGAGCCAUUCCUCGCGAAGAAGUCACAGCAUCGCAAGAGUCUGAAAGGGAAGGCAAAAGUCGAUGCCCCUGCUGACACACAUGAGGCUGGCUCACCUGCCGAAGCGUUCAUGAAUAGGUUGCGGGAGGUCUCGGGUAAACUGAUGGCAAGCAUGGCGGAGGGUGAUACAGAUGAUGGGUCAAAACAAGAGAUUCUAGAGAUGAUCGAGAAAGCCAGUCGGAAAUAUCUGGAAGCAGAGGAGGCGAAAGCGGCGACGGAGGCAGCGAAGAAGGAGAACGAUAGCACAGCGUCAGCUGAAGCGGGGCCUUACUCUGGCGCAGGAUCAUCGUCCGCCGCAACAACCAGCACUCAACCGGCUACAACUGUUGAGACCUCUGGUGCUUCUACUAUCAGUGGAGACACCAGCACCAAGGCCAAGACGACCCCGGCAGCCGAUUCUAACCCCGAGGAUAUCAACGUGGAAGAGCCCAUUGCUGCUGAUGAGGCUGAGGCAAUCGAGAGAGUUCAGGCUGUUGCUCCCCAGGCGAGUUCGUCAAACCAAGAACCCGUAUCACCUACCACGGUGCGAGCAAAGGCCGCGUUGGAAGCUCAAAAGGCGAACUUCGAAACGCUGGUCCUUCGUCUACAGCACCUGCUAUCCGAAGCCACAAGUCUCCAAGAGAAACUUGAGGAUUUGCGAAACACAACUAGCGCGUUUGACCGUGAUCACAUUCGAUAUGCCGAGAAUCAGUUGCAGGGCUUCUACCGCGAUAUCGAGAACGUUAGGUCCGAGUUGAAUGCGACCGAAGCCGAGAUUCGUGAAGUAGAGAAGCAGGUCAACGGCAUAGCCACGACAGCACAUGGCGAGGACGAGAGAAUCAGCGAGUAUAUCCGAUCUACCAGAGGUGUCGCCCUACGAUCCUUCAGUGUCCACCUCAUCCCAGUCAAGGCGUCCGUAUUCAAGGCAGCCAUCGACGUGCGAGUGCUGAAGAGGCUGACAUUGUUGAAUGUUGGCAACCAAGCUCCCAUUUGGACCAUGUUGAUCAAGGAAAACAAGGCGCAGCCGCUCCCCUUGCGCAAGAUCUUCACAGACAAUGUCUCUAUGUCUUUCCUGACGUUUGCAUCGCAACUGGAGCAGAUUACCGAGUUGUUCAUGCUCGAGCGGUCAUCAAAGUACAAGCCUGAGAGCUUCGCGCCCAAGACAAAUGUCGUCAUGGACCAGAUCCGCCGUCUUGUUCUCAAGAAGCAUAUGCCGACCCUAACUCGACUGAUGAUUAAAAAUGAUUCUCAAAUGAGCUGGGAUGUGGACGAGAAGGCCAUGCUGCUCAUUUGUAAUCGCGGGAAACAACUCGAAGAGCUUGCGGCCUCGCUGGGAAUUCGCGCCAUGCACACAUUCAUGCAGCAUCUCGGAGGGCUUGUAAACCUCCGAGCCUUGAACGUCAUCUCGUUCAGAAACGAUGACACCUGCGUUUGGGUGAUGCGCGAGACGCGGAAGUUCCUUGUCGAUAAUCUGAGCCAUCACCCCCACAUGAAGCUCGAAUGGAUCUCGAUCGACGAUGACCGGGUUGAGCGCAUCAUCCGCCCGCCACCGCAGACCCCGGCUGCCAAAGCUGAAGAGAAGAGGAACAAGAAGGGCAAGAGUAAGCCUGCUGGCUCUGCUUUUGGUGCUUUUGGCGGCCCAGGCACCUCCACUGGUUCAGGAGUCCCGGGUGGCUUCCCACCGCUGCCUAUGCCGGGUUGGGAGACGGAUAGCGAUAGUGACGACGAAGACACCGAUAUAGUUGCGAACACCAAGCUGGAAACCGUCGAAGGCGUCCACUUUUAUGAUGUUUGGGACGUCCGUAUCUUCAAGAAGGAAGUCAUGGCUGGAAGGCUAUAAAAGAAAGGUUUGGAAGUGUAGGCGGAAAAUCGUCAUGGAGUGGAGCAGAGGAAAUAGCGCUGUAAAAGGUUGUGGAAGAGCUGUGGGCUUGGAAAGAAUACCUAGCAGAUGAAACGGCGUUU
Molecule: messenger RNA, 3291 nt
Organism: Colletotrichum godetiae
Lineage: Eukaryota; Fungi; Ascomycota; Sordariomycetes; Glomerellales; Glomerellaceae
Exons: 4
Coding region: 164-3169 (1001 amino acids)
Molecular function (GO): protein binding
Source: RefSeq, a predicted model, not a curated record